Wyeomyia smithii (pitcher-plant mosquito) is the source of this 3982-nucleotide messenger RNA. RefSeq lists its product as uncharacterized. The transcript has 4 exons. Gene Ontology annotation, molecular function: serine-type endopeptidase activity. The record is from RefSeq and is a predicted model, not a curated record. NCBI's taxonomy places the organism in Eukaryota, Metazoa, Arthropoda, Insecta, Diptera, Culicidae. Bases 506 to 3061 code for a protein of 851 amino acids. Gene Ontology annotation, biological process: proteolysis.
UAAAGAAUGAACACACUACAUACACAUCAAUUCUUGAUGAAGAGAAAUUCUUUUCGCCUGUCGACCGGCUGACCGGACCGCUAAAAGGUUUUCCCUCCAUCGGUGACAUUUUCCGGCUGUCACUUGCCGCACUCUCCACUGCUGUUGCUGUCUGUCCCUGUGGUACGUGCAAUCUGGGUCACCACCAUCACCGCGGCUAAAGCAAUCACAGUAAGCCGUGCAGGUUCUGGUAGAGUGACAGACAUAAAGAGCAAAGCAAGCAAAAAAAAAAAAAACACAGGUUAGAGGUACUGCGAACGGUUGAUUACGCAAUUUGCGGAAUUUGAGUGGCAGCUGAGUUGGUGAUUAUUAGGGGGAAAAUUAGGUUAUUAGAAUGCUCUUUUUUUGGUUGCGUGUCUAUCGGCGUUUUUUGAUCAGUGAAUUCGAUAGAAGGGGAACCCCUUUCACCUAAUGACUGCAGAGAACGACAACUAAGAAGGCAGCCAACUGUUCGUGGUUCAGGAAAAUGAAAAAGGACAAUAGACUCCGCGAAAUAGUUCGCUGUGGAUUCGACCAUACUGAUGCGAUCAUCUGCUGCCCGAGUGCAUAUCCGUCAAGUAUCAGAAUGCCAGCCAAGAAUCCGGGCGUUAGUGCGAGGUUAGCGUGCGAUCGGAUUCCAACAAUCGCAUCCCGGUUGACACAUCACAUUAUCGAAGGAGAUGAGGCGGAAGAUGGCGAGUUUCCAUUCAUGGUAGCAUUGGGCUACGAAAGCCAGGACGGAACCGCAAAGUAUACCCAGGGUUGUGGUGCUAGCUUGAUUUCCGAGAAUUUCCUGCUAACGGCUGCUCAUUGUGUUUCCGGAAAUAAAAAUCCGAUUGUGGCUAUCUUGGGCACUAAUAAUCUUAGUUCCACCUAUGCUAUUACGGUUGGAUUCAAGACCUUUCGCGCGAUGUCCUCGGCGUUCGUCGUCGGCAGUAAUGGGGUACACUCCAGCAGCAACAGCAGCCAACGGGACGCGAACGGUGAACUGCUGAAGCUGGCGCUCAAGAAACCCAAAUCGUGGAAGUGGGAGCUGACGACUUCUAGCUCGUCGCCAGCGAUCAGCUUUCCUAAGAUCCAACUUUUCGACAGCCGAACCGGGCAGCUAAUGGUCGAGGUGGAUCGGCCGGAUUGUGUGUCGAAGAGCGAAGAGCUGCCGAAUGGUGCUGGCACUGGAAAUGAUAGCUCGAAAAACUCGCUGGAGCGCAAGGGUCGCGACCAGCGCUACCAACGAUCACAGAGUAUGUGCAUCCGCGAGAAGGUCAACACUUCGGGCGAGUACUUGAGUGACGUGUUCGAGCAACUCCAGAACAAGGGAUUGGGUCAUAAGCUGGCGACAAGUGUGCACCAGUACCGAGUGGAAGAUGGUGAAGGCGAAGCUCAGGAGGAACCUUCACCACUGCAGAAAAGCAAAUCGGUGGGUGAAUUCCGUAGAAGUGUUUCCGUUGAUCAGGUUCCGACCAAGAAGAAAGUGCUUAGAUCGGUUUCCAGCCGAUCCAGUUCGAUCCUCGGCCGUAUCAGUGAAUUGUACAAAAGUUCAACCGAAGAAGAACCAUCGCCGGUUGCUGCCCCCGCCCCGCUUCCUCCGCCUCCGACGAUACCAGAGAUCAACAUCCCCGAUGAAGAACCCUGCCCUGCAGCACCAGCACCCACAGAACCCAAGCCCAAAAUCUACAAACUGGUUCGCAGUAACGCCGGAACGCUGAUGGUUCGAGAAGAGAGUUUCCACACCCAGCGUAGCCUGCGGCGGCGCCGCCAGGAACAGCUGGAGGCCGAGGAGCAGAGACUGCUCGCUCCAGCGGAGGGUCGAAUCAUGCUGCAGGACUUUAUUCCCGAGUCCUACGACAGCACGCUUAACGAAAUUGACUCCCUCAUCUCGAAGGUAAUGCUGUCGCACACGCUGCCAGCGGCCGACGUUGACUGCCGGACUGAGCACCGAAGACGAUCGAUGCAGAAUGGCAGCGGCGGUGAGCAACAGUCGAAGAAACGCCGCUCGCGGCGAAGUGCCAGUGCGGGUAGUAAUGCAAGCGGCUACGGUAGUGGCCGAAGCAGAACCUCAACUAUUGAGCAGCAGCGAGAAUACUCUUCUUCGGAAGAGGAAUCAAUCCUCCAGGCAGCGGAAACCAGAUUCGGGUCACUAAAGCGACGAGGACGAGCGAAACAUCGAAAGAACGACGCUGGCAGCGGGGAAAGGCCACAGGAAUCGAACGCACACGCCCCGGCAACUGCUGCCAGUUGCCCGGCCCACGCAGCCGGAUCGAAGCAGCCAUCACCGCCCUCGGUGCAGUCCUCGUCCAGUUCACUGUCGACGCUUUCACCUCCGUCGGCUGAAGAGUCGUUUCGUCAAAGUGGUCCGAGUCCUACUUCGAGGGCUUCGACGGCGGGAGCCGUGGUAAUCGAGAGUACUUCUUUGCUGGAGUGUGGCCAACAUUCCGGGGAGCCAAUAAAUGUUACGGCGCUGGAAGAUGAAGUGGAACUGUCGGUUGCAGGCGGGAUGAUUCUAAAACAAAAUUCCUCACAUAAAAUAAUCCAGAAGGAAAAAAUAUCGAUUGAUGAAGACUGCUCGGAAAGCCACUUGAAGAGAGAGUCGUUGUCAGACGAAAGUAAGAAAAAUUCCAACGGCCAGGUCAAACAAAAAGAGGAAUCGCUUUCCGACGCCAUCGCCGCUUAUUCGGAGGUGCUUGAGAGUUUCUACCCCAAGCAGCAACCGAAAGUAGAAGAACAGCCCAAUUCAACCUACGAUUCGCGAGCUUCCCGUAGACGUGUGCGCUUCAGUGAAAGUCCAUCCUAUCCGGCGCUGCAGUCCAGCACCACCAGGAUUCACUCUCCGUCCUGGUAUUCUGCACCCCGUCCUGCUAGUAUCGCGACAUCGCACUCAACUUCCUCACUAGCAUUUCUACGCAUCCAAGAGUCACUGGACAGCUCGAAGCAACUCCUGCAGCAGCAGCUGCAGUAUCAAUCUCCGGCGGCGGUUGUCGUACAGCGGCGUCCCCAAAAAACCUACGCCAGACGAUCCCAUCGUUCCAGUCUGAUAUUACCCUGAAUGCACAUCAUUAACUCAGUAGAAAAAAAGAUUUUUAACAUUCAACUCACGCUCUUGCUUCAGUGUCAAACUCGCUCGCGAAAAUAUAACGAAUAUACACAGACUAAACUGCACUAAAGCCAUCGAAACCGUAGGUUUCGUCAUUAUCCUGACACCUAGUCAUCAUCAUCAUCAUCCUCAUCACCAUUCCCAACACUAUUAUUUUCGUCAUCAUCCCUCGUCACAGAUAUCACGUCCCAACCGGAUUACAAAACUGUCGUGCGACCUCCCGUAGCUUGGCGCCGGUUUUUUUUUCUGCUAACUUUUUCUUCUUCUUCAAUUUGUCCGCUUUCACUCGCACCUGGUGGAUUCGGAAAUUGCACCAAUUGGUGUGGGUUUCCUGUGCGCGCAUAUUCAGCUGGAAAACGGACCAAACGUCGGACGGAAUCGGUUUAUGGCCGUCUCGUCGUAGGUAGGCAGCCAUCAAAUUUACGUUCGUCCUACAUUCGCUUGGGCUAGGAAAACUAGGAAAAGUGUCACAUUACACCCUGGACCUCGGACGGUAAUUCCAUUAUGACUACACCGACCGACAGUGUGGACGUGGACGAACGAGAGAAGAAAUUGAUUUACCCGACUUGGAAGGACAAAAUUACCGGCCAGUCUUACACUCGCGUGGGAGGACCAUUGUGACAGCUUUUCGAAUUGUGGUUUUUAUCGUAGCGCAAUAACGAAUUUACACGAGCAAUUUCUAGCAGUUGAUGGUGCAAAGUAAGGGCACCCUGGUAAUGGAUAGGGUAAUUGCAUUGCAGUUGAAGCUUUUUUCCCCCUGUGCGAUACUUAUCGCUGAGAGCAAUUUGCAGUUGGAGUAGUUUUUUUUCUUUCUUCAAGUUGCAGUUUAAAUGACUUUUUUGUGAUGAUUUCCUCUGCAAUCCUCAAUGUUUU